UGCCCGCAGUCAUCCAGACGCACGGGGUUCGUAGACACAGACUUCGCCGUCAUCUGCGCUUUUCUUAUUUUUUUUUUUUGGACUGCAACUUGCCUAAGUUUGUCAGCGGGCAGCGCCUUCUGGUCGAAGAACCCAUUUUGACUGCAAUAUUACACCUUUAUUUUAUUCCUGAAGCAGACGGUGAGGAAUUUUUGGUUGGAAACCAUCCUUGCCGUCUCAUUAGAAAAGAGCUAUGAUCACUAGAAGAAGAGGCCGCACUGCCAACAGCUGUGAGGUGCAGCCUGUGGAGGUAGAAGUGACCGAUGCUGCAGAAGAUCUCCCAAGUCCAUCAGAGGGAUUUCCAGCUGAUGACCUGGACACAGCUGGAAUGGAGCUUGAAGACCUACUUGGAAUAGAAGACUUGAAUUGGACAUUUGAGCGAGACACAUCCUCCCCUCUUUUUGAUAUCGGGUUGGCUGACUUGGGUGUGUACAGUGCCAAAGAGCAAGACUCUGGGAUAGAAGCCUCAACAGCCUCCUCUCCAGAGAGAAAUUCAUCUGAUCUGAAGAGGAACAGGCAAAGCCAGUCUAGUUGUGUGAUCAACAAAAACGCCAUCGCUGCCAGAUUGAAUCGUCUUAAGAAGAAAGAAUAUGUGAGCAGCCUGGAGAAGAAAGUCGGUGUUCUGUCAACAGAAAACAACACACUUAAACAGGAAAAUUCUCAGCUGACCAAGAGAGUUGAGGAGCUUGAAGAUGAAACCAGGUACCUGAGGGCUGUGCUGGCCAAUGAGAGCAUGUUAGCCCAGCUCUUGUCAAGACUGAGCGGUGUGAAUGGGAUGAAAUUAUCCUCCUCACUUUUCCAGGGGUGCGACUCAAAUGAUCACGACUAUGCCUUACCCAGGAAACGGGUGAAAGUGGAGGAGAAAGAGACAUCUGGAGGCGUGUGUCUGCAUGUGGACAAGAACCAUGUCUCAGUGGAGUUCUGCACAAAAUGUGCAGAGAGUGCAAGCACAUCGCUUAAAAUGUAGGGUCAAGUACUUACUGUAUCUUUGAUCUCAGAUAUUGAGACUGAACAUGAUUUGACUCAGUAAACUGAGCUCUGUGAGGAUGACAGAACACUGUUGAAUUAGUUAAAAUUACCUGAGAACUGCUGAAUAUGCAUGUAUUUAUGUGUGAUGAGAUUGAGUACAUGUUACUGCUAAACCUUGUUGACAGUUUCUUCUAGGUAAUGGUUGAUCUACCAAGCGAGAUGAGUGGCUUUCUGAACACCUUUACCUGCUUGACUCCAUGUGGAUUCUGCUGGUGGAAGUUGAAGAGGCUGGACAAGCUGCUGUCAACGUGGCCUGGUAUUUUUGUAAAGGUAGUAUCGGUAACGAAUGGUAUAUGUGAUCUUAUUUCACCAAUACUCCACAGUAUCUUUAGCUCUUUGUCAUCGCAGCUCAU
Sphaeramia orbicularis (orbiculate cardinalfish) is the source of this 1421-nucleotide messenger RNA. RefSeq names its product CREB/ATF bZIP transcription factor (gene crebzf). The record is from RefSeq and is a predicted model, not a curated record. Gene Ontology annotation, biological process: regulation of DNA-templated transcription. Bases 233 to 1006 code for a protein of 257 amino acids. Gene Ontology annotation, molecular function: RNA polymerase II transcription regulatory region sequence-specific DNA binding; DNA-binding transcription factor activity, RNA polymerase II-specific. Gene Ontology annotation, cellular component: nucleus. The transcript is spliced from 3 exons. NCBI's taxonomy places the organism in Eukaryota, Metazoa, Chordata, Actinopteri, Kurtiformes, Apogonidae.